AUGACUUUUAUGCACUAUGCAAGUUGCCUCAAAUUCAACAAAGAUGAGGCGGUCAAGGGGAGUAGUGCAGUAGGCUCCGGAGGUGUGCUUAGGGAUGAUCAUGGAGACUGGGUGAUGGGGUUUUGUAACAACAUGGGAACAUCGAAUUCUUUGUUGGCUGAGCUUACAGGGAUUCGUACAGCAGUGGAAUUUAUUCUAGAUGACAAUUAUCCUCAUGUUGUCAUUGAGAGUGAUUGCUUAGAGGCGGUGAACAUGAUUUCAGGAUCAUCUCCUGUAGCUGGUGCAUAUGGGGAGAUAGUUGAUGCUAUUAGGAGAGGGAUUUCUUUCCAUGGAAAUAUUAGUUGUUGCUUUACUCCUAGAGAGGCUAAUUUAGUAGCGGAUUGGCUAGCAAUAGCGGCUCUGAUGUUCCCGUUUGGAACUCAUAGACUCACUUCUCCUCUAAGGGAUUGUCAUCGUCUGAUUUUACUGGAUAAGGGCGAGGGUUUAUCCUCUCUCUCGGUAGAGCCUAGUGCUUAG
Molecule: messenger RNA, 516 nt
Organism: Lotus japonicus
Lineage: Eukaryota; Viridiplantae; Streptophyta; Magnoliopsida; Fabales; Fabaceae
Exons: 2
Coding region: 1-516 (171 amino acids)
Molecular function (GO): nucleic acid binding; RNA-DNA hybrid ribonuclease activity
Source: RefSeq, a predicted model, not a curated record